AUGAGUAGAAUGCGUACAAGGAAUGGGUUAAAAUUAAUACGACGAAGAUCAAACUUAUCGAACUAUCUAAUAAUACGGCAGUCAAAGUUUUCUCCAUCUCAUGUUGAAACAUUUAGAUCAUUUGCAACAUCUCAUUAUCUAUUUUCAAAGCCCAUCACCAAAUUUACGGAGCCUAAAUCAGUUUUUAGAUCAAGUGACGAGGACUCAGUGGAAUUUCAUAAUCUGGGAUCAAACUUGGUCAAACUGAUACAUGAACCUUUACAAAAUUUGUCUAAGAAAAUUGAUAAUAAAUUAUUCAAAUAUCCAUAUGAAUUUUUGAAUGAGGAAACACAACAACAAAGGGAUAUCUUCGAGAAGUUUGAAAUCAGGUUGAAAGAUAAGAUUAAAAAGUUUGACGACUCGAAUGUACAGAAGUUGACUUUGGUCGAUUUUUUGAAUCCAAACAUAAAUAUUAUACCAGAUUUGCUCCAUGCAAUCAUUCAGGAUCAUUAUCCUGAACAAAUAUUAAAACACUAUAACUUGAAGAACAAACAAGACUUGAUCACACAUCUUUUAACUCAUUUACUACAUAAGGAAUACCUAGAAUUCAAAACAAUAACAACACCGUAUGAGAGAUCGUUAAUCGAUUUUUCUAACCCAGCACAAUGGUUCCCUGAAGCUAGAAAAAUGAAAAGAAAAAUUAUUAUGCAUGUUGGACCCACAAAUAGUGGUAAAACCUAUAAUUCGUUACAAAAGUUAUCACGAUCUAGAACUGGAUACUAUGCUGGUCCAUUAAGAUUGUUAGCUCGUGAAAUUUACGAAAGAUUUAAUCAACAAGGAAUAGGUUGUAAUUUGAUCACAGGAGAAGAGGUUAUCCCAUCUAUCGAUGAAUAUGGUCAAGUGAGUGGAAUUUCCGCUGGUACAAUAGAGAUGAUUCCAUUGCAUAAAAAAAUGGAUCUAUGUGUCAUUGAUGAGAUCCAAAUGAUUGGUGACAGCCAAAGAGGAUCUGUGUGGACAAAUGCAGUGUUGGGGGUCUUAGCGCACGAAAUCCAUUUAUGUGGUGAGGAAAGUGCAGUUCCUUUGAUUGAAAAAUUAGUUAAAAUUACUGGAGAUGAGUUAGUUGUUAAAAAUUUUGAUAGAUUAGGGAAAUUAUCAGUGGAAAAGAAACCAGUUAAAUUAAACGAUUUGAAAAAAGGCGAUUGUUUAGUCGUAUUUUCAAAAAGGAAAAUUUUGGAUUAUAAGUGUAGUAUCGAGAGACAAACUAAAUUGAAGGUGGGAAUAAUUUACGGUGCAUUACCACCAGAGAUUAGAGCACAAGAAGCCAAUAGAUUUAACAACGGUGAGUACGAUGUUUUGGUGGCCUCUGAUGCAAUUGGAAUGGGACUUAAUCUCAAAAUCAAUAGAAUUGUCUUCAGUGGUAUAAAUAAGUUUAAUGGAUCUGAAGUUGAGAAUUUAACGGUGUCUCAAGUCAAACAAAUCGCUGGUAGAGCAGGUAGAUUCAGUGCAGAGCACGGCUCAAGAGAAGGGUUUGUGACAGCUUUACAAAGAGCCAGUUUGAUUUACAUAAAGGAAUGUCUUGGUCAACCUGUCCUUGAAUUAGAAAAAGCAUGCUUAUGGCCAACUGAUUUAGUUUGGAAAUACUAUAUGACCAAUUAUUCGACCAAAAAUCCAUUGUCAGACACUUUACAGCAUUUUAUAGCAAACACGAUGAAUUUCAAAUCUGAAUUGUAUUUCAUUGCCGAUUUAGAAAUUAAAACUGGGUUGUUAGAUUUGAUUUCAAAGGAUAAGAACCUAAAGGAUAUGACAAUAGAUGAUCAAUUAAAUUUGAGUGAAACUCCGAUAAAUCUUCACGGUCCGAUGAAUAAAAAAAUGGUUGUUCCCAUAGUUAAGAAAUUUUUUAAAAAUAUUGUUCAAAGAAAAUGUAAAUCAGCUUUUGACUUUGAUUUUUUAGAUUUGAAUUUGUUGGGAGCAAAACCAAUAAUAUCAAAAAAUAUUCAUGUACAUUUAGAUAAUGUUGAGAAAUUGGAGAGUAUGCAUAAGUUGCUUUUGUUAUUUUUAUGGUUAAGUCAAAGAUUUCCUACGUUAUUUAUUGAUAAACAGUCAGCCAUGGAAUUAAAAACCUUGGUAGAGAAAAGAAUAAGUGAGGAAUUAAAUAAUGUUAGAAAAAUGAACAAGAUGAAGAUGAAGUAG
Lodderomyces pseudojiufengensis is the source of this 2169-nucleotide messenger RNA. RefSeq names its product ATP-dependent RNA helicase (gene SUV3). The transcript has a single exon. The coding region runs from base 1 to 2169 and encodes 722 amino acids. The record is from RefSeq and is a predicted model, not a curated record. Gene Ontology annotation, cellular component: mitochondrial degradosome. Lineage: Eukaryota; Fungi; Ascomycota; Pichiomycetes; Serinales; Debaryomycetaceae. Gene Ontology annotation, biological process: mitochondrial RNA 3'-end processing; RNA catabolic process. Gene Ontology annotation, molecular function: RNA helicase activity; ATP binding; hydrolase activity, acting on acid anhydrides.